AUCUAUAUAUACGUGAAUCCUAUCUUUCUCUGUCAUUUUAUCUUAUUCUCCUUUUCCCAUCUUUCGUUGACUACCCAUUGCUUUUGAUUCAUCAAAGUUCUUAAUUUUCUUCUUUGUUUUCAUCAUGGAAGAGGCAAAGGUGUUGGAACCUAAAGAAGGAACAAUUGCUGUUGCCUCUUCUUUUCCUGGUCAUCAAGAAGCUGUACAGGAUAGAGAUCACAAAUUCUUAACUCAAGCAAUUGAAGAAGCAUAUAAAGGGGUUGAAUGUAAAGAUGGAGGGCCAUUCGGUGCAGUUGUAGUUCGCAAUGACGAAGUCGUUGUGAGUUGUCACAACAUGGUUUUGAAAAACACCGACCCUACUGCCCACGCAGAGGUUACCGCUAUUAGAGAGGCAUGCAAGAAGCUGAAUCAGAUUGAGCUCUCAGAUUGUGAAAUAUAUGCAUCAUGUGAGCCUUGUCCAAUGUGCUUUGGCGCCAUCCAUCUAUCGAGAAUCAAGAGGCUGGUUUAUGGAGCCAAAGCAGAGGCAGCCAUAGCCAUAGGGUUUGAUGAUUUCAUUGCUGAUGCAUUGAGAGGUACUGGUUUUUACCAGAAGGCAAACCUGGAGAUCAAACAAGCUGAUGGAACAGGUGCCGUCAUUGCAGAACAAGUGUUUGAGAAGACUAAGGAAAAGUUUACCUUGUACUGAUUUCUCACUCUUCCCUAUUUAAUCUUUCAUUAUUAAAUUUGAAGUUUAUGUUAAGAAACUGACCUUAUGAAUAAUAAUAAGUAUGCAUUGUUUGAUUUCAAAA
Messenger RNA from Hibiscus syriacus, 788 nucleotides. Its product is annotated as guanosine deaminase. Lineage: Eukaryota; Viridiplantae; Streptophyta; Magnoliopsida; Malvales; Malvaceae. Gene Ontology annotation, biological process: purine nucleoside catabolic process. Gene Ontology annotation, molecular function: guanosine deaminase activity; zinc ion binding. The coding region runs from base 125 to 685 and encodes 186 amino acids. The record is from RefSeq and is a predicted model, not a curated record. The transcript is spliced from 5 exons.